AUGCCGCCGCAUUCCCUGGGAAUCGCCCGAUGCCUGGGCAGGUCUGCAACUCCACGGUCCGUCGCAAUUCCAACCACUUCAUCAAGGCUGAAGCCAGCAAGGCACUUACAUGUGCUGCGCGGAGUUCGCAUCCAACCGGCUCUGGCACCAACACCACGCUCCAUUUACCAAGCGCCGCAUGAAUUAGGCUGCCGCUAUGCGUCUACAGGCACGCCUUCCGAAGCUCCUGGUAACGCAUCUACAAAGAUCACUGGAGGCCCCGACAUAACCACCUACUACUCCAUCUUCCCGCGGACAAUUCCCGCAGGCCCACCGCCAGCCUCCCCAUUCGAGAUCUCUUCGAGCGAUCUCCGCCGUGAGUUUUUACAGCUCCAAGGCACAGUUCACCCGGACAAAUACCCAAGCGGAGAAGAGAAGCAACACGCCGAAGCGCUAUCCGCCCGCAUCAACGAAGCAUACCGCACGCUCGUCGACCCUCUGCAGCGCGCUCAAUACCUUUUGCGAGAGUGGCACGGCAUAGAUGUCACGGCUGAAGACGCGUCAACAAAGCAUGCUCUCGAUCCAGAAACUUUGAUGGAGGUCAUGGAAGUACAGGAGACCAUCGAAGAGGUAGGCGCCGCGCCAGAGGCGGAAGCGGAAAUCGAGGUCCUGAAAAAGGAUAAUGAUGCACGUAUCAAGGCAUGUGUGGAAGCUCUUGGAAAGUCAUUUGACAAGGGAGAUAUAGAAGCUGCACGAAAGGAAUGCAUUCGGCUGCGCUUCUGGUACAGUGUUGGCGAAGGAUUGCGUGAAUGGGAGCCUGGGAAGACCGAGAUCCGCUUGGUCCAUGGCAGCUAA
Molecule: messenger RNA, 834 nt
Organism: Penicillium chermesinum
Lineage: Eukaryota; Fungi; Ascomycota; Eurotiomycetes; Eurotiales; Aspergillaceae
Product: J-type chaperone JAC1
Exons: 1
Coding region: 1-834 (277 amino acids)
Biological process (GO): protein complex oligomerization; [2Fe-2S] cluster assembly
Cellular component (GO): mitochondrion
Molecular function (GO): ATPase activator activity; protein-folding chaperone binding
Source: RefSeq, a predicted model, not a curated record